Talaromyces atroroseus is the source of this 2922-nucleotide messenger RNA. RefSeq lists its product as hypothetical. Gene Ontology annotation, molecular function: protein binding; phospholipid binding. The record is from RefSeq and is a predicted model, not a curated record. Gene Ontology annotation, cellular component: cytoplasm; plasma membrane; cell division site. Gene Ontology annotation, biological process: cytoskeleton organization. NCBI's taxonomy places the organism in Eukaryota, Fungi, Ascomycota, Eurotiomycetes, Eurotiales, Trichocomaceae. The transcript has 7 exons. Bases 1 to 2922 code for a protein of 973 amino acids.
AUGCCCGGCACCAUGGUGGAUGGGCCAACAGUGUCGAUGUCGUUUGCCAACAACUUCUGGGGCAAAGACGACGCCGGUGUGAUCCCUUUAUUGGAACGCAUGCACAAUGCUAAAAUUACGUGUGAUGAAAUAAAAGCCUUCUACAAUACUCGCGCCGCAAUUGAGGAUGAAUACGCACGAAAAUUGCUCGCACUUUGCCGCAAGUCACUUGGUUCUAGCGAGACUGGUACCUUACGUGUAUCACUGGAUGUCGUCCGUGGCGAGACAGAAGCCAUUGCAAAGGCACAUGCCGCUAUAUCACAGCAGAUGAAAGGUGAACUGGAAGAGCCCCUAGCAGCGUUUGCCGGUGGUAUGAAAGAACGACGAAAAAUAGUCCAGAAUGGCAUUGAGAGACUACUCAAAAUUAAAAAUCAGCAGACACAUACAGUUAAUAAGACAAGAGACAGAUUCGAGCAAGAUUGCCUGAGAAUUAAGGGUUACUUGGCUCAAGGCCACAUGGUCAUGGGACAAGAAGAGCGGAAGAAUAAAGCCAAACUUGAAAAGACACAAAUUCAACUUGCCUCUAAUAGUAACGAGUACGAGGCAGCAGUGAAGUUGCUUCAAGAGACGACUGGCCGCUGGAAUAAAGAGUGGAAGUCUGCCUGUGACAAAUUCCAAGAUCUUGAAGAAGAAAGACUUGAUUUCACAAAGAGCAGCCUGUGGGCUUAUGCAAACAUUGCCUCGACUGUAUGCGUCAGCGACGAUGCGGCUUGUGAAAAGAUUCGGGUUUCAUUGGAGAAUUGUGAAGUAGAGAAGGACAUUGGCAGUUUUAUCAAAGAACGCGGGACCGGACAAGAAAUACCAGAUGCACCCAGAUUCAUCAAUUUUUGCCGUGGAGACAUUAAUGACGCCAGCUCAGAAGCUUCGGACGACGACAAUUAUUCUGUUGCACAGUUUCAAAGAGCAAUAAAUCCUGCCUUCCGGAGCUCCUCACCCCAACCAUCAACCUACGAAUCCCAUCAUGAUCCUAGCUCAGAACUAGCUGCCGAGAUGGGCCUUCCCAGUGUUUCAGCACCAGAAUCUAGAGAGAAUACGGCAACUGCUCAGAAAUCUAGCUCUCACCCAAUGCCGUCACAAAGUCAGCCCGUUCAGCCCGCUCAACCUGCUCAGCCUGUUCAGCCUGUUCAGCCUGUUCACCCUUCUCCUCUGGAUGUUCGACGUGGCAGUCAGGUGCCGCCGAAUUACAAUCCAAGCCAGCAUGGUGAAAUCGGAAAUGUCCCUCAUAACUCCUACCCGACAGACGGGAUGACAAUGUUUUGUCGCACUGGACCUCCUUCUGAGCGCAGCUCCGCGGGGAGCGUAUAUCGGCCUUCGAGCCGAGAGGACAGUCAAAGUGACAUCUCGAAUCCUACUUCAUUCUCUAGCCAAGAGCCUCUUAGCGGCAAGCAAUCUCCAACAAAACCGACCAAUGGCGUUUCGUUGCCGGGAAUGACUCCAGAGAAGCAAAUUCAGAAGAAACGAAGCGCUUUCUUCAGUAACAGCCCCUUCCGUCGUAAGAGUCGCCACGACAAAGACCGUCAAUCUCGGUCCUACUCUCGCAGUCCGACAAAGCCAACGUACAAGCAGCCAUCGCCCGAAGACCCUCGUUCUGCCAGUCCGGAACCGGUAGACCCUCGUGCUAACUUCCAGCUCAAUGUUGGAAACAAUGUAUUCGAUGUGGCUUCACCAGACAAGAAGCCAGCUCAGGCAUCGAAGCCAGCAGAAGAUGAUCUUGACCCGAUUGCUAGAGCACUUGCUGACCUUAAAGGGGUGGGGAAGCCUUCUGUAGGUCGGGUCUCGGCGGACCGCUAUCAUGGCAUAGCAACUCCAGUACCAUCGGCUUCAAGUUCUGCGUAUGGAAAUGCUGGCACCGCAGAUGCACCACCUCCCUCUUACAAUGAACCUCCUGCAAAGCGACUUGACGCACCACAGCCAGCAUUCACGGCAGCUCAAAUGCAAAAGACAACUCAGAAAUACGUUGGCAAAACUCAAAAUAUGUUCGGAGCAUCCAAUAAUCCUCAGCGAACACCCACAAGAGCUCAAGCCCCAGUGCAAGACGUGCCACGGGCUCGAUCUCCGGCUCCAACACUCAGAAGAAGCGCCAGUCCUCAACCUUCACCAAUAAAUACGCGUGUCAGCCAAUACAAUAGUGGAGGUGGAGCCCCCAGAGGGGGUUCAGCGCAUAGCCCAACUCCUUAUCAGGCAAAGACAUACAGCGUUCGGAGCACCCAAUCUCCUUCUUCUAAUACUCGACCUGGUAGCGACCGCGGAUACUCUCCACAGCAAUACUCUCGACAUGCAUCUCCUGUUGAAGCUGCUCGUCCAGUGUCACCACGCCCCGCAUUUACGCCGCAGCAAUACUCUCGACAUGCAUCUCCUGUUGAAGCUGCUCGUCCAGUGUCACCACGCCCAGCAUUUACGCAGCAGCAGUACUCUCGACAUGCAUCUCCUGUUGAAGCUGCUCGCCCAGUAUCGCCCCGCCCUUCAUUUGCGCAGCAGAAUCGGCCCGCAAGUGCUAAUGGAAUGGAACUCCAGCUCUCCGGGGGCCAAGUAGAAUCCUACAGAGGCGGUUACGAUACAUAUGGUGGUAGUGGACGAGAAAACAACGGCCGACCCCAGUCCGUGUAUUACGGCAACGGUCCAGACCCUGUUUCGCGAUCUCGCAGCAAGAGCAUUGCUGUUGCUGAACCAGUUCGACCAUACAGCCGCGAUGGUCGUCCCAUAUUGCAUUAUGCACGUGCCUUGUACAGCUACACGGCCGCUAUUCCCGAGGAGCUCGGGUUCUCCAAGGGGGACAUCCUUGCAGUUUUGCGAUUGCAAGAUGAUGGAUGGUGGGAAGCAGAGGUUACUACAGGGCGCGGCCAUCCUGGCUUGGUUCCUAGCAACUAUUUACAGAGUAUCUGA